Molecule: messenger RNA, 1463 nt
Organism: Carlito syrichta (Philippine tarsier)
Lineage: Eukaryota; Metazoa; Chordata; Mammalia; Primates; Tarsiidae
Product: exostosin-2-like
Exons: 7
Cellular component (GO): membrane
Molecular function (GO): glycosyltransferase activity
Source: RefSeq, a predicted model, not a curated record
AGGAGUGUGAGGAGGAGGCUGUCUGUGUCAUUAUGUGCGCGUCGGUCAAGUCUAACAUCCGGGGUCCUGCCCUCAUCCCAAGAAUGAAGACCAAGCACCGCCUCUACUACAUCUCCCUCUUCUCCAUUGUGCUUCUGGGCCUCAUCGCCACGGGCAUGUUUCAGUUCUGGCCCCAUUCCAUCGAGUCCUCGAAUGACUGGAACGUGGAGAAGCGCAGUGUGCGUGAUGUGCCGGUGGUCAGACUGCCCGCUGACAGUCCCUUCCGCGAGCGGGGGUGGGGAGGGGAUCUCAGCUGCAGGAUGCACACGUGUUUUGAUGUCUACCGCUGCGACUUCAGCCCAGAGAACAAAAUGCAGGUGUACAUCUACUCUCUAAAAAAGUAUGUGGAUGACUUUGGAGUCCUGGUCAGCAACACCAUCUCCCGGGAGUAUAAUGAGCUACUUACGGCCAUAUCGGACAGUGACUACUACACUGACAACAUCGGCCGGGCCUGCCUGUUUGUUCCCUCGAUUGAUGUGCUUAACCAGAACACACUCCGCAUCGAGGAGACAGCGCAAGCACUGGCCCAGCUCUCUAGGUGGGAUCGGGGUUCAAAUCACCUGCUGUUCAACAUGUUGCCUGGAGGUCCCCCAGAUUACAGCACGGCCUUGGAUGUUCCCAGAGACAGGACCCUGUUGGCUGGUGGUGACUUUUCUAUGUGGACUUACCGACAGGGCUAUGAUGUCAGCAUUCCCGUCUACAGCCCCCUGUUGGCCGAGGUGGAGCUCCCAGAUAAAGGACUAAGUCCAUGGUGACACUUCCUCCUGUCCUCUCAGACGGUUCUCCGUCCUGAGUACAGAGAGGAUCUAGAAGCCCUCCAGACCAAACAUGGCGAGUCGAUGUUAGUACUGGAUAAAUGCACCAACCUUUCAGAGGGUGUCCUUUCUGUCUGCAAGCGUUGCCAUAAAUACCAGAUCUUCAGUUACCCCCAAGUGCUACAGAAGUGGGGCAGCGUGAGCAGCCCACUCUUCCUCCUGCUGAUCCCACCGCAGUCUCAGGGGUUCACCGCCAUCGUCCUCACCUGUGACCGCGUGGAGAGUCUCUUCCGGGUUGUCACUGAGGUGUCCAAGGUGCCCAGCCUAUCCAAGCUGCCAGUCGUCUGGAAUAAUCAGCAUAAGAGCCCUCCAGAAGAUUCUCUCUGGCCCCAAAUCCAGGUUCCACUGAAAGAUGGGAGGACAGCUGAAAACAAAUUGAAUAACCGUUUCUUCCCUUACGACGAAAUUGAAGCUGAGGCUGUUCUGGCCAUCGAUGAUGACAUCAUCAUGCUGACCUCCGAUGAGCUGCAAUUUGGCUGUGAGACCCUCCUCCUCCAGAUGGAUCCCCUAACAUUACGUCUUCCAGCCACAAUUCAGUAAAGGUCAAGUUCAGUGGAUUUGAAGCCAACCACGGACCCAUCAAAGCCUACGCUGUCAUUCUCACCACUG